Molecule: messenger RNA, 1032 nt
Organism: Schistosoma guineensis
Lineage: Eukaryota; Metazoa; Platyhelminthes; Trematoda; Strigeidida; Schistosomatidae
Source: the annotation of a GenBank genome assembly
AUGACAACUGGGGAGCCGUUGAUUCGUCUAUCCGAAUAUGGGAAGUCGUAUACAUGUUUAAACAGUUGUAGAGAUGAAUAUUAUGACCGUUUACAGUUCCGGAUUCGGAAACGUAAUUCAGAAUAUUCGCACCACCCGUUUUUAUGGGAUGAUUUGGAAUGUCUCAGCUCUUCAACCUCAAACCUUAGUGUACAUGAAGACGUCGAAGACAUCAGAAAAGAUGUUCCGAUCAAAACGCUCUCUGUUUCAGAGGACGGCCACCUAGAUAACUUAGCAGAAGUUGAAGGCCCUCAUGAUUUUACACAUGUAAAUGAAAAGAAUAACGCCAUUUCAACUACUGAAAGAACAGAUGUCGGUACACAAACUCAAAAACCACAUCUAAGGGCUAUAGUACAGCCCAAAGCUUUUGUACAUUAUGCUAUCGGAAGUUCUCCUGGUCCUACUUUGGGGGCUAGAAAAACUUUUAACGUCAAGUCAGACCGAGAUGUUUAUCCUUCUGCUAUACGUGCUGAGGCUCGCCGUAAAGAAAGGCUGAUUAAUUUUACGAAUACAAAUACUGUAAACUCCAAAGUAUCUUCCAAAAUGUGUGGGCCAAAACAGUGUAUUGUGAAAAGUGAGGCAAUUGAACUAAGUAAAACUGAAAAACCCGUUCCUACACUCCACAAAUCAACUAGAGUUAGCAGUAUGCCGCAACCAUCUGGGUUGGGUGCUUCAUAUUCUCGCUCAAAUAACAAUAUUGACUGGAAGCCAAAAUACUCGUGGGUUUCGGAAUAUGUCCAAAAAUAUCCGUCUUAUCCAACGUCAGUAUAUGUUCGCAGCGCAUCUGUUGCUGCUGGUCGUUCUCGUCCACUCUGCUUCUCAUACAGUCGACCAUCCUCCUUUCUGGGGAGUUUAGUCCCAUCUACACCAGUACUGUUAAGCUGUCGUGGAUCGAACUCUACUCUGAGGAGUCGUCGUGAAACCCACUGUGAUAUCUGUUCUACAUCAAACCUCAAUCAAAAGUGCUCCCGUCCACUUCUUAGCGCUUACUAA